Molecule: messenger RNA, 560 nt
Organism: Blastocystis hominis
Lineage: Eukaryota; Bigyra; Opalinata; Blastocystidae
Exons: 4
Coding region: 68-532 (154 amino acids)
Biological process (GO): tricarboxylic acid cycle; mitochondrial electron transport, succinate to ubiquinone
Cellular component (GO): membrane
Molecular function (GO): succinate dehydrogenase activity; electron transfer activity
Source: RefSeq, a predicted model, not a curated record
AAUCAUGCAACCCGCUCUUCUUGCUCGCUCUUUCCAACCCUUGUUGAGAUCCACUAAGACUCUGGCUAUGAAGGCUUCGCCUGUUGUGUUCCAGAGACCUCUGUCCUACAUCGAGGAACAGUAUGCUAGAGGAAGAAUGGUGUCUCCUCAUCUCUCCAUUUACAAGGUCCGUUGGGCUACCAUGUCUUCUGGUUGCCACCGUCUGACUGGUUUGGGUCUGUGGAUGGGUUUCACUGCUGCCGGAAUCACUGCCUGUUGUGGAGUGAGCGUUCCCGCUCUGAUUGAGGCUAUCAAGUUCCACCCUCUGGUCCUCUACUCCGGAAAGUUCUUGCUGACCUAUGCUCUCGGUUAUCAUUACGUCUGUGGUCUGCGUCACAUCUUCUACGAGUACUAUCCCGACCGUCUCACCUGGGAUCAUAUUACCAAAUCCUCUCUUGCGAUCAUUUGGGGCAUGUUCGUUGUGUCUCUCCUCUGUACGGUGGCGACGCUCCCUGCUCUGAAGUCGAAGGAAAAGAAGGCUCUGAAGGAAUAAUCAGUGUCUUUUGAUCUAUUUCAUUUAU